Gekko japonicus is the source of this 645-nucleotide messenger RNA. RefSeq names its product guanylate-binding protein 1-like. Bases 1 to 645 code for a protein of 214 amino acids. Gene Ontology annotation, molecular function: GTP binding; GTPase activity. Lineage: Eukaryota; Metazoa; Chordata; Lepidosauria; Squamata; Gekkonidae. The transcript has 2 exons. The record is from RefSeq and is a predicted model, not a curated record.
AUGGGAGCAAAGGAAAAAGUUGUGGAAGGUAACUCCCAUGAGGAUCAGCUCUUCAACCUGCCCUGUGAAUGCAUACAGCUGUUCUUCCCCACCCGAAAAUGCUUCAUCAACCGCUCCACCAAUCGAAAGAACCUCCACCAGCUGGAGGACAUGGAGGAAAGGGGGCUGGACCCCAACUUCGUGGAGCAAGGGCUCCAGUUCUGCCAUCACGUCUAUAAGACAUCCAAGCCAAAGACCAUCCCAAGAGGGCACGUCGUCACUGGGCGCUUACUAGCAAACUUGGUGGAGACCUACGUGGACAUGAUCCGCAGUGGGGGAGUGCCCUGCAUGGAGAAUGCAGUGCUGGCUCUGACUCAGAUUGAGAAUUCAGGCACCGUGCUGGAAGCCACUGACCGCUACAUGGAGUUGAUGGACCAGAAGCUGGAGCUGCCCACGGAAACCCUCCAGGAGCUUUUGGGGAUCCAUGCAAAAUGUGAGGAGGGGGCCCUUCAGGACUUCAUGACCUGUGCCUUCAAGGAUGACAAACAGCAGUUCCAGGCUGAGCUGAUGCGAGCCCUGGAUCAGAAGGAGGAGGCGUACUGCCGUAAGAACGAACUGGAAUCCUCCAAACGCUGCAAGGCGCUAUUGAUGCAGCUCUCAAAGUAA